AGGAGCUUUGGGGGUGUCAAUGAAAUAAAUUGAGUCGUAAAAGCUGUCUAAACAAUUGGAUAAGACCAGGACUUAGGUGGACUACUGCACUCCAGGAAAUUCUCCAAGUCUCCACUUAUCCUCAAAGUGAACAAGAAGCUUCAGUUUCAAGUUGAGUGCAUUUUCCAUCCAUGGAUUGGCUUGUUUUGUUCAGUUUUACUUUGAGUGUUUGAGGUUAUCUUUUCGACGUAACAGCUAAACCCACGGCUUCCUUUCUCGUAAAACCAAAACAAAAAGGCUUUCUACUCAGGUGCCUUCUGUGUGUGCACAUGUGUAGUACAUACCUGGGAUCAAAGCCAGCUAUAUAAAGUCCUUGAUUCUGUGUGGGUUCAAACACAUUUCAAAGCUUCAGGAUCCUGAAAGUUUUCACUCUGCUUCCUGAAGACCUGAACACCACUCCCAUAAAGCUAUGGCUUGCUUUGGAUUCCGGAGCCAUGGGGCUUGGCUGGAGCUUACUUCUAGGACCUGGCCCUGUACUGCUCUGUUUUCUCUUCUCUUCAUCCCUGUCUUCUCCAAAGGGAUGCACGUGGCCCAGCCUGCAGUGGUGCUGGCCAACAGCCGGGGUGUUGCCAGCUUUGUGUGUGAGUAUGGGUCUGCAGGCAAAGCUGCCGAGGUCCGGGUGACGGUGCUGCGGCGGGCCGGCAGCCAGAUGACUGAAGUCUGUGCCGCGACAUAUACUGUGGAGGAUGAGUUGACCUUCCUUGAUGACUCUACAUGCACUGGCACCUCCACCGAAAACAAAGUGAACCUCACCAUCCAAGGGCUGAGAGCCAUGGACACUGGGCUCUACAUCUGCAAGGUGGAGCUCCUGUACCCACCACCCUACUAUGUGGGUAUGGGCAACGGGACCCAGAUUUAUGUCAUUGAUCCAGAACCAUGCCCAGAUUCUGACUUCCUGCUCUGGAUCCUGGCAGCAGUUAGUUCAGGGUUGUUUUUUUACAGCUUCCUCAUCACAGCUGUUUCUUUGAGCAAAAUGCUAAAGAAAAGAAGUCCUCUUACUACAGGGGUCUAUGUGAAAAUGCCCCCGACAGAGCCAGAAUGUGAAAAGCAAUUUCAGCCUUAUUUUAUUCCCAUCAAUUGAGAGACCAUUAUGAAGAAGAAAGACUAUUUUCCAAUUUGUAAGAGCUGAGGCAAUUC
Molecule: messenger RNA, 1176 nt
Organism: Phacochoerus africanus (Common warthog)
Lineage: Eukaryota; Metazoa; Chordata; Mammalia; Artiodactyla; Suidae
Gene: CTLA4
Product: cytotoxic T-lymphocyte associated protein 4
Exons: 4
Coding region: 449-1120 (223 amino acids)
Biological process (GO): T cell receptor signaling pathway; immune response; regulation of T cell proliferation
Cellular component (GO): external side of plasma membrane; membrane
Source: RefSeq, a predicted model, not a curated record